Rhineura floridana is the source of this 8053-nucleotide messenger RNA. Its product is annotated as RNA-binding protein 12-like. Gene Ontology annotation, biological process: positive regulation of tumor necrosis factor-mediated signaling pathway; regulation of canonical NF-kappaB signal transduction; cellular response to calcium ion. Lineage: Eukaryota; Metazoa; Chordata; Lepidosauria; Squamata; Rhineuridae. The record is from RefSeq and is a predicted model, not a curated record. Gene Ontology annotation, cellular component: plasma membrane. Gene Ontology annotation, molecular function: calcium-dependent phospholipid binding; RNA binding. The transcript has 19 exons. Bases 295 to 4656 code for a protein of 1453 amino acids.
AAUGAACAUGCGGAGAUGGUGCCCACGUUUUUACCUCACCAGAGAAUAUUUUUCUCGUUCGCUUUGCUGGCCUUGCUAGGUUCCCGCCACCCCGCCUCUUACAAGGCCACACCCUCCAGCUCCUCGCCGCAGACGGCCUGGAGGCGGUGCGGGCAGGCGGCCAUUUUGUGGCGCUGCUCGGUCGCUGGCGCUGAGCACAGCCUGGGGACCGGGGCCUGAGUGGCGAGUUAGUUUCUUUCUAACCCCCUCUUUUUCCCGUACAGGCCCCCUCGCUCUGAAACUUAACUGACUGUAAUGAAAAAUAGAAGGAAGCGUAUUGUAAGUCUAAAAGUUGGUUUUAAUUGGUUGCCCACAGGAUUGCCUUGGCUUCUGCUACUUGUUAAGGAAAAAAUACACCUCUCUUUGCAGGUGUGUGUGUUUCAGCACAGCAUGGCUGUGGUAAUCCGCUUACAAGGUCUCCCAAUUGUGGCGGGGACUAUGGACAUUCGUCACUUCUUCUCUGGAUUGACCAUUCCUGAUGGGGGCGUGCAUAUUGUAGGGGGUGAGCUGGGUGAGGCUUUCAUCGUCUUUGCCACUGAUGAAGAUGCAAGGCUUGGUAUGAUGCGCACAGGUGGUACCAUUAAAGGGUCCAAAGUAACACUAUUGCUGAGCAGUAAAACUGAAAUGCAAAAUAUGAUUGAACUCAGUCGCAGACGUUUUGAAACAGCAAAUCUAGAUAUGCCACCAGCAAAUGCUAGCAGAUCUGGGCCACCACCUAGCUCUGGAAUAAGCAGCAGGGUGACUCUUCCGACUACAGUACCUAACUUUAACAGUCCCUCUCCUAGUGUAGUAACUGCAACUACUUCAGUUCAUGAAAGCAACAAAAACAUACCAACAUUCUCCACUGCCAGUAUGGGAACUGCACCUCCCAGUCUUGCUGCUACUUUUGGAAGCCCCACCUUUAGCUCCACUAUACCUAGUACAGCAUCCCCAAUGAACACGGUACCACCACCGCCAAUACCUCCUAUCCCAGCUCUGCCUUCAUUGCCCCCAAUGCCUUCUAUUCCUCCCAUCCCUGUCCCACCUCCUGUACCUACACUGCCUCCUGUUCCUCCAGUUCCUCCAAUACCUCCUGUGCCCCCUGUGCCACCUAUGACACCACUGCCUCCUUUAUCAGGAAUGCCUCCUAUGAAUCCCCCACCUGUAGCACCUUUGCCUACUGGAAUGAAUGGGUCUGGAACAGCAAUGAAUAUGAGCAGUAACUUGAAUCCAAUGUUCAUAAGUCCCAUAAAUCCUAUUCAAAUCAAUUCUCAAAGUAGUGUGAAAUCACUUCCUAUCAAUCCAGAUGAUUUAUAUGUCAGUGUCCAUGGAAUGCCAUUUUCAGCAACAGAAUCUGAUGUCAAAGACUUUUUCCAUGGACUUCACGUGGAUGCAGUGCAUAUACUGAAAGAUCAUGUAGGACGAAAUAAUGGAAAUGGAUUAGUUAAGUUUUGUUCUCCUCAGGAUACAUUUGAAGCCUUGAAGCGAAACAGGAUGCUGAUGAUUCAGCGCUAUGUUGAAGUUGGUCCUGCAACAGAGAGACAGUGGGUGUCUGCAGGAGGCCACAUAACAUUCAAGCAAACCAUGGGGCCUUCUGGACAAAACCAUCCUUCUCCUCAGACACUAUCUAUGUCUAAAUCUCCUAAUGGCCAGAAAAGAUCCAGAUCCAGAUCUCCACAUGACCAGGGCUUCUGUGUUUAUUUAAAAGGUCUUCCUUUUGAAUCUGAAAACAAACAUGUAAUAGAUUUCUUUAAAAAGCUAGAUAUUGUGGAAGACAGUAUUUACAUAGCUUAUGGACCUAAUGGGAAAGCACUUGGUGAAGGUUUUGUUGAGUUCAGAAAUGAAACUGACUAUAAAGCAGCUUUAUGUCAUCAUAAGCAGUACAUAGGAAAUCGUUUCAUUCAAGUUCAUCCCAUAACUAAAAAAGCUAUGUUAGAAAAGAUAGAUAUGAUUCGGAAAAGACUGCAGAACUUCAGCUAUGAUCAGCGCGAGAUCAUGAUGAAUACUGAAGGGGAAACUGGCCCUUCUAAACUAUGCGCACAUAUAUCCAAUAUCCCCUACAACAUUACUAAAAUAGAAAUCCUUCAGUUUCUAGAGGGACUGUCUGUGGAAGAGAACUCUAUACAAAUUCUUGUUGAUACUAACGGGCAAGGUUUAGGACAAGCACUGGUCCAGUUCAAAACUGAAGAAGAUGCUCGUAAGUCGGAGCGCCUGCAUCGAAAGAAACUGAAUGGGAGAGAUGUUGUGCUAAGAGUAAUUUCCCUUGAAGAAAUGAGAGAAAUUGAGAGAAAUCCUCCCUCGCAAGGGAAAAAAUUUUUGAAAAUGCCAUUGCAAGGGAGUACAGUAAUGCCAGGAGUGCAGAAUGCUGGUGGGGAUGAUCAUCCUUUCAUAGGUAGUAGCUCAAAAGAUGCAAACAGUGGUCCUCCUUUUCAUUUUCCCAGCAAUUUCAGUGGGUCUAAUGCAUUUGGUCCCCCUCUUCCACCUCCAGGAAUGGGAGGUGGCUUUGGUGAUUCCAGGCCAGGAAUGCCUUCUAUUGGAAGUACUGGCCUGCCUGGUUCAGGAAUUGAUGUUCCAGGUUUUGGAGGAGGGCCUAGUAAUUUAACUGGGCCAUCAGGUUUUGGAGGGGGUCCUCAGAACUUUGGAAAUGGGCCUGGUAGUUUAACUGGUCCUCCUAACUUUGGUAGUGGUCCUCCAGGUCUUGGUAGUGGGCUUGGACAUUUAAGUGGACCUCCAGGGUUUGGACCUGGUCCUGGAAACUUACAUAUUACUGGGCCACCUGGGUUUGGAGCUGGCUCUGGAAAGCCAGGGCCAACUGUGAUUAAAGUUCAGAAUAUGCCCUUUACUGUGUCAGUGGAUGAAAUUUUGGAUUUCUUCUAUGGUUACCAAGUAAUCCCAGGUUCAGUGUGCUUAAAAUACAAUGAGAAAGGCAUGCCCACAGGUGAAGCAAUGGUUGCAUUUGAGUCUCGUGAUGAAGCAAUGGCAGCUGUUGUUGAUCUGAAUGACAGGCCAAUAGGGUCAAGAAAAGUCAAACUUAUGGCUCACUGUGUGACAAAGGUGGAACUGUCCAUAUCCUGUGACAAUCUGCUUGAUAAAGAUGUUGGCUCAAAAUCGGAUCCGCUUUGUGUCUUGCUUCAAAAUGUUGGUGAAGACCAAUGGAGUGAAUUGGAUCGAACUGAAAAAAUAAAGAAUUGCCAGAAUCCUCAAUUUUCUAAGAAGCUGCUGAUUGAUUAUUAUUUUGAGAAAGUUCAGAAACUGAAAUUUGGUAUAUACGACAUUGAUAACAAAUCAUAUGACUUAAACGAUGAUGACUAUCUUGGAGGGGCUGAGUGCACCUUGGGGCAGAUUGUGUCAAGUAAAACACUUAUUCAGCCUUUAUUGCUGAAGAAAGGAAAGCCUGCAGGAAAGGGCACUGUUACGAUUUCUGCAGAAGAGAUUAAAGACACUAGAGUUGUGUCCAUAGAUGUUGAAGCUCGGAAUUUAGACAAAAAAGAUUUUUUGGGCAAAUCUGAUCCAUUUUUGGAGUUUUAUAAGCAGAGUGAUAGUGGAAAAUGGCAGCUUGUCUACCGAUCAGAGGUAAUUAAGAACAAUUUAAAUCCCUGCUGGAGAAAGUUCAGUGUUCCUCUGCAAACAUUCUGUGGUGGUGACUUCAACGCACCAAUCAAGGUGCAGUGUUCAGAUUAUGAUAGUGAUGGGUCACAUGAUUUGAUAGGCAGUUUUGAAACUAACCUCUCCCAACUACAAAAGGCAGGUGGCAGCUCUCCGAUGGAAUUUGAGUGUAUUCAUCCUGAAAAGAAGAGAAAGAAGAAGAGCUACAAAAACUCUGGCAUCAUUAGAGUAAAAUCCUGCAAAAUUGAAAUGGAAUAUUCUUUCCUGGAUUACAUCAUGGGGGGCUGCCAAAUUAAUUUCACUGUAGGCAUAGAUUUCACCGGCUCCAAUGGAGUUCCAAAGUCACCAGAUUCUCUUCACUAUAUCAGUCCAAAUGGGAUAAAUGAAUAUCUCACUGCCAUCUGGAGUGUUGGGAAUGUGGUCCAGGAUUAUGACACUGAUAAACUGUUCCCUUCCUUUGGGUUUGGAGCUCAAGUUCCUCCAGACUGGCAGGUGUCACAUGAAUUUGCAUUGAACUUUAACCCUACAAAUCCCUAUUGCCAAGGAAUCCAAGGAAUUGUGGAUGCCUAUCGCCAGGCAUUGCCUCAGAUUCGUCUCUAUGGCCCAACAAACUUCUCUCCAAUUAUAAAUCAUGUUGCCAGGUUUGCUGCUCACUCAGCACAGCAGGGGACUGCUUCUCAAUACUUUGUCUUGCUGAUAAUCACAGAUGGGGAGAUCACUGAUCUGGACCAAACCAGGCAAGCCAUUGUCAAUGCCUCCAAGCUGCCCAUGUCUAUCAUUAUCAUUGGAGUUGGCAGUGCUGAGUUCAAAGCCAUGGAAUUCCUUGAUGGAGAUGAUGGUGUUCUAAAAUCCUUGACGGGGGAGCCAGCUGCACGAGAUAUUGUCCAGUUUGUGCCUUUCCGACAGUUCCAAAAUGCGCCUCGUGAGGCACUUUCUCAGACAGUGUUAGCUGAAGUUCCUAAGCAAGUAGUGUCCUACUUCAAGAUGGUUGGCCUGACUCCUAUGAAAUUGCCUUCAGAAAAGCAACCAUAAGGCACAUGAUACCUUUCAUUUUCAUUUACAAGGAAAAGAAGAAUACUGCAUAUACAGCUCUCCAAUGAAUAGUCCUUUUUCCUCUGGAAUGUAUUACGCUGCAUUCAACAUAAUGUUUCUGUAGUUUCUACAUAUAUUGGGCAUACAAUAUAUAGGAAUAUUGGCAGUUCUUACUGCGAUCAUUAAUCAUGGCCAGGUCCUUUUGCAUUCUGUAUAGCACAUGCUGCGUGGCAUCUUACAUUUCAUUUUAUAAGCAACAUUCCAGCUCUCAAUAUGAAGAAAAGUUUUUAAAUUUUCUGCUGAAGGUGCAGAACCUGAACAGAGCUUUGGAUAUGGCUUUCAGAAGGUGAUGGGACUUGUUACACUUUUUAUAUCACCAAAUGGCUACUAAUACCUGUUGUUGCCCAUUACUGAUUCAUGCCCUCCCCCCAGUAGUUUUUUACUCUGCUCAACCCUUCACUGCUUUUUGGAUGAAACAAUCAGAGAGUCAGUCAUGGAGGUUCAUGUAAUUGCAAUAUUCUUAACACAUAAUUAUUUUUUGUACAAGCUAACAUCAAACCUGGUUAUGGCCGCCUAUAUUAUGAAAACACCAGAUAUCAGUUACUUCUUGUACUUCUAAAAUUACAAAAGAAAGAAACAAAAACGGACUAGCCAUGUAUUCCUGCAAUUCACUAAAAAGAACUGACUUGCGAGUGCUUGCUUGCCCCAGUUUGGAAUAUAUUGGAAAUCUAGCUGCUGUAAAGUUUUUAUGUUCUGUACAGAUAUAUAGAUAUAUAUCACUCAUCACAAAAAAAAGUUUCUUUUGUGUCUUAUUUGAAAGAAUAAGAAAUCUCCCUGCACUGAUACAUGCCAAAAUCAAUUAUUGCCUUAAUUUUUACUAUGUCUUUAUGGAAUGCCAAGGAUAUGUUUAGUGCUUUAUUCAAAUGAAACUGUACUCUUCAGAUCCCAAAACUAAAUGCAAAUCAAUAUUUGAUUUCUUCAUUGGUGCUGUUUACAUAUAACAAUUGCAGUUAUUUCUCAAGGGCAUUUUGGUCGGAAUGUUUCGAACUGGGGGUUGUGCACUAAUAUGCAAUGGAGAUCAGGUGAGAUAACUGUUUUUCCUUCUGACUUAGCACCUGGAAAUAAUUGAGGUGGAGGAGGAAUUUUUAAGCAGUUGCUGCAUCAUAUAUCUAGAUGCAGUAAUGUAGUAGCAAAUUCAGAAGUGCAGAGUCCCCUCAUGAUAGUCACAGCCACACCCCCUCCCCCCAUUUUUUGCUGCUAGGCUGAGAAUGUGAUCCUUGUUAUGCCAUCUUCCACAACAACAGACAUUCUUAGCAGCCAUUCAGCAUGAAAGGGGAGAGUGUUAGCUACUGAGAAGAGUCUUCUUGGUGGCUGACUCACCUCUUUUUACUCUGAUUGGCUCCCAUCAGCAGAAAAGGAAAAGGAAGCAUGUUAGACGACUUUUCUCAGUGUCGUAACACACUCCCUUUUCAUGCUGAUUGGCUUGUAGGAUGCUGCUGGGACAGUGCUUCCAAAAAGUUAAGGGGUCUAAGACACCACCACCCCCAAGACCCUGGACGAUUACAUCCCUGCCCAGGUGACCUUUACUGCAAUAUCUGCAAUCGUGUGGUUUCAGUUUUAGCAAAAGCUUGCAUGCCUGCUUUAGACAACAUAUUCUAGCUGUAUUUUUUGAAAAUGCAUUCCAUGUUUCUUACUACUUUUAGAUUUCAGCACUUUCAGACAAAGUUUAAAUCUUUAAGGGAAACAAUAUAUGGAGAACUUCACUAUUUAAUAGUACCAAGUAUUACUAAUCUCCAAAAUUUAAAAAAACUCUGCUCUUAGAGUUAAAUCCCUGCAGAAUGCCUAAAGAACAUCUUCUUUUGAAACUGAGUUUGAUCCAUACAGAACAAUUUUCUCAUUCAGCAGCUAAAUAAAUCAGACAUAUCAAGUUGCAGAUGUUUCAAUUACUGCAUGAAAGUAGCAUUCAACAUUUUUAAUGCUUUGCAUUAAAAAAAACUUUUUCUUUCAAGUAGAAAAUUUAGCAGAGCAUUUUUUAAACUUGGGAGAACAUUAAAAAAUGAUACCUGCCCCCAGAAGUCUGCUACCAUGUCAGGAUGCUGCUAUCAUAUUCUGCUGCAUGUAUAUGCAACACCUAAUAUAAGUCCUAGAGAGUAUUCUGAUGGGAAGCUUUCCAUUUCUAAUCUUUUAAAAAGGCACUGUCUGCAGAAGGAAUUAAACUCUAAUGUGAUUAGAAAAACUCAAUAGUAAAAAAGCUAUAUGAGACUAUAAUGAAAGCUGUUCUAGCCUGUAUUAAUCACUGAGGAUGACUGAUACAAUGCUUACAUUGUAAUAUCACUUAUUACUGUAGUUAUGAAAUAAGUUGUUCAUAUUUCCAUUUUGCAAAUAGUGACUUUUCCAAAGCUAAACAAUGAUUUCAUGGCUAAGCAGGAACUUGCUGAAGUCAAACACUGAUCCAUGUUGGGUAAGAGUGCAAACACGUGUCUUUCCUUAUGAAGGCUGUCAUUCUUGUAUAGUAUUCCUGACUUUCUGUGGAUGCUUUUCAUUUAUACCAGUGUAUUCCAUACUUUUGGUACCUAGCAUUGGUAUUUCCCCCUGGAUUAAAAUGAAAGGCAUGCUUCAUCCAACAUUCAGAAAGGAUCAGGUGCAAAGAAGGACCUCUGUCUGAGACCUUGAAGAGCUGCUACAAGUCAGAGUCAACAAUACUGGCCAGUUGAACAAAUAGUGUACUCUGGAGAGCUAGUCGCACAGUUCUAUGCAUUCUGGCCUAUUUAGUAUGGAUCAGUGAUGCCCAAACUAUGUGCCAAUAUGGCACACUAUACUGCAAGAACACAGCCCACACUACAGCUAUCUCAAAAGCAUUGCCACUACUCAGAAAGAACUGAGGAAAAAAGGAGGGUAGGGUGCUGAGAGGCAAUAGUAAUUCAAGUUUUAUGAAGCAUGCCUGCUUAUUUUUCAUGAAAUUGUUUAAGAAUAUGUAUCUUUUAACUGAAAAUGCUGGUGACUGAAUCUGGGACCUUCUAUAUGCAAAGUACUGUGAGCUAUAGUCCCUUUUAAGAGAGUCUGGAUUGCAGCCAUCACAGGUGUCUGGGGAGUUCGUUUUAUCAGUCUUGCCAGUCUGGCAGAGUUCAAUUGAUGUUACUGGCAGUGCCUUCUCAUGGGAGAGAUGCUACACAAAUACCAUUUCACUGGAAAUUUGCUUGGCCAACUGGAAUGAUAGUCUGGUUCUUUGGAAAAUGUUAGUGUUUACCAAAUAAACCCUGCCUGUUUGAAAAGUGUUACAUUGAAACCAAUGCACUGCUUGGUUUGCUUGAUUAAUGGGAAAAGGAAAGAAGCAGUUCCUCAUGUAAGAAUUCUCUUGUAUACCACAAAUUUCAUUAAAUCUCGUCAUUAAGCUUCA